AUGGCAAAGCUGUCUCUUUCUGGUUUGAUCCGUGGCACCUUAAUGGCCCGCUUAACCUCCUUUUCUCCAACCAAGCAAAUAUACAGAUCGGGGAUUCCUCGAACUGCUUCCGUGGUUGAUGCAUUUUCUUCGCCUCUUGGGUGGUAUGUCAUUAAUAUUAUGGCUGAUUGGUGGGAUCCUCUUCCUCAACUUACCCAGCUGAGGACUGCUUCCAAUGGAUUCGUCAUCCCUCGGGCGGUUCUCUUCGGCUUCGCGUAUGACCUCUUUAGACCGAAAGGAAAUGUGGUGCCGUGGUCUUCUUUUGUGUGGAGUACAGCCAUGCCGCCUAGGUACCAAACCCAUUUGUGGCUUAUUGCCCGUAAUAGGCUGCCUACUCAAGUUAUGCUCCUCUCUUGGGCAGCGAUUCCAGCAGCCUCUUGCCCGUUUUGCUCGAGCAGACCCGAUUCCGUGGAUCAUCUGUUCUUUGCUUGUCGUGUUCCAGGUAACCUUGCUUCCUAUUGGGCUGCAAAGUUUAAUGUCAGUUGGCGCAAUAAAUCGUGGCGGGAAAAUCUUGAUUGGGCCUCCAAUCGUUUCUCGGUGGGGGAUUCUAUCAAUCUCUCGGCUCGUUUUAGCUAUGGUGCUCUUUGUUAUAUCAUAUGGAAAGAACGCAACAAUAUGAUUUUUAGAAAUCAGGCCCUCUUUAUCCCGGCGAUGAAGAUGCAUCUUUGCAAGGCCGUCAAAGACAAAGCAAUGACAUUCAAGCAUGUGGUGGAUAUCCCGAAGAAUAGACGGCUGCAGCGGAGUUGGGACUUAAGUCCUUCUAUUUUCUUGUAA
Molecule: messenger RNA, 813 nt
Organism: Eucalyptus grandis
Lineage: Eukaryota; Viridiplantae; Streptophyta; Magnoliopsida; Myrtales; Myrtaceae
Exons: 1
Coding region: 1-813 (270 amino acids)
Source: RefSeq, a predicted model, not a curated record